AUGAAUAGCAAUUUUAACAUAAAUAUUCAAGUUGAUGACUCAGCUCUCAACAAAUAUGAAGCUGAAGUAAAUGGCUAUUUCGCAAAACUGUACACAGGAGAAAUUACAGUGAAUACAAUGAUAGAUAUUAUGAAAAGUUUAUCAUUCUCUCCUAAAGGAUCAAAAAAUAAUGAUGUGUAUAAAUCGAUGUUACUAAUUUUAUUCAAUGAGUGUAAAUUUUUUCCAAAAUAUCCGACAGAAGAAUUAGAUACAACAGCUCAGUUGUUUGGACAAUUAAUAAAGCACAAUUUAUUAAUAUCUUAUGGCAAUGCAUUAGUCAUUGCUCUAAAAUGUAUAUUAGAAGCAUUAAAAAAAGAAAAUGAUUUGAAAAUGUUUAACUUUGGAAUAACCGCAUUAGAACAGUUUGAAGAUUCUUUAAUAUGUUACCCUAGUUUUUUGUUUUCCUUAAUAUCCAUAACCAAUUUAAGGCAGUAUAAUCCACAAUUUGUGAUUCACUGUAACUACUUGUUGAAUACACUCCCAGAACACUUUAGAAGUUUACCGUAUAUAGAUGCAUCUACAAUAUUAAAAAUUAGGCAUCUUUCCGAAGUUGGUUCAAACAAUAAUUUUCUGAACACAAACACAUCACAGUUGUCUAACGAUGAUAUCAAGAAAUUGUCUUCACUUAAUGUAAGUAGUUUAAAGAAUAUAAGCAAUUUCAUUGCAAACGUUUGCAGUAACAACAGUAACAAUAACAUUAACAAUAACAGUAACAACAACAACAUAAAUAAUAAUAAUACAAUGGUUGAUAAUAUGAAUGGCAAUAAUAACAUUAGUAGGGGAAGCAGCUUCAGCAGCAAUAACAACAACAGUAAUAAUAAUAAAAGCUUCACCAAUGUGUUAAGUAACUUGCUUAAUAAUAAUAGUAGCAGUAACACUAACAGUAACAUUGACAAUAACAAUCCCAGUAGUAACAUAAGUAAGGACAAUAUGUUACUAUACGUAAACGAUAUAUUACCAAAUUGCACAAGUAUUGGGCAACCUACGCCCCCCAAUAUGAACAACAUACAUUCCGUAAGUAUAAAUGACUAUGCAAUAAAAAAUAAAAAUAUGAAUGAUAAUUUAAAUAGCAAUAUAAACAUGAACAGUAGUAUUAACAUGAACAGUAGUAUUAACAUGAACAGUAGUAUUAACAUGAACAAUAGUAAUAACAUGAACAAUAGUAAUAACAUGAACAAUAGUAAUAACAUGAACAAUAGUAAUAACAUGAACAAUAGUAAUAACAUGAACAACAAUGUAAACAUGAAUAACACUACAAAUAUGAGCAACUUCUCACCAAUGCAUGAUGUAAAUAACAAAUCCCAUAUUAUGAGGUUAAAUAAUGACAAGUCAAAUAAUUUUAGUGGUACUAUGAACCAGUUGUAUACGAACAAAUCUUACAGGCCUUUAAGUGAAGCUUAUCAGACCAACAGAAAUAUAAAUAUAGUAGGAAACAAUUUUAACCUUGGUAAGGAUAUACAUCCUAGGGAUGUUUCAAUCGUAAAUGAUAACAUGGUAGAAACAAAUAUUACCAGUGCAAUAGACAGUUCGAAAAAUAUGUGUAUUAGUGAAAACAUGAAAUAUUCACUUAAUAGUCGAAAUGACAUCACGAAUUGUAGUAGUAAUAAUAAUGAUAAUAAUAAUAAUAAUGAUAAUACUCUUAAGGGCAAAGAAGAACAGUUAUAUGGAAUUGCGGAAACAUUUUAUGACCAAGUCCAAAUAAAAUUGCCACCUAAUUUAAAUGUAAGUAACAUAUGUGGUUUUGGAUUAGGUCAAAUAGAAUGUCUUAUGGAUAACAAAGAUCUAACAAAAAAUAUUAUUACCCCCUCAUCAUUAAUAAUAGGUGAAGUAUUUAGUAUUUUUAAUACAUUAUGCCUAUUGAAUAUUGAUGAAAAGAUAAGAAUUUUAAAAGAAGUUAUGCAACCAGAAUAUUACAAUUGGCUAGCUUUUUACAUUGUAAAAUCGAGAGCUUCAAAAGAAGUAAACCUACAUAAUGUUUUUUUAGAAUUCAUUGACAAGUUAAGCUACCCAAUGCUUAUAGAUACAAUUAUUAAUAUGACCUAUGAUUGCAUACUAAUAUUAUUUAAACAUGUAAAUGAAUUGAAAGAAGUAAGUGCUUUUAGAACCGUUUUGAAGAAUUUAGGUUCCUGGUUAGGUUUUAUAACAUUAAGUAGAAAUAGACCACUAAAGUCAAAAAUAUUAGAUUUAAAAUUAGUUUUAUUUGAAGCAUAUGAUAAAGGGUGUUUAGUUUGUAUAUUACCAAUGGUGUGCAAAAUUAUGGAAUCUAUAAAAUUAUCAAAAAUUUUUAAACCUCCAAAUCCGUGGACAACAACUAUCUUAUGUCUUUUAACAGAAAUACAUGAACUACCAAAUGUUAAGACGUUCAUAAUAUUUGAAGUAGAGGUUUUAUUUAAAAAUUUAUCAUUAGAAAUAAAUGAAUAUCAAAAUAAAACUGUGUUACUAAGUAACAGAGAUCUACCUCAUAAUAAAAAAAAUGACUAUCUUAUGUCAAGAAACAGUAAUAAUUAUAGCAGUUCACCAGUAAGUAUAGACAUGAAAAACAUUCCUAUAAAGGACAAUUUACCAGUUGUUAAUAAUAAUAUUAGGAGCAGAAUAGAAUAUAGUGUGAAUGAAGAUUCCAAAGUAGAGGAGUUAGAAAAUGAAUCAAAAAAUGUAUCACUAAAUAAUAGAAUAAACGCAGAUAAAAUGAUGCAUUAUGUGACAAGAAAUAAUAAUCAACAGAAUUUAAAUUCAAAUUCAAAUUUGAGAAAUAUAGUAUCUCAGUGGAACCAAAAUAAUACCAACAAAAUCGACCCUCUAAUAAAUGACACAGUGUUGGUUUCUUCCUUUUCUCCUCCUGAUUUGAAUUUAAAUAGUUCGCAUUUUUCCAAAAAAACACCAAAUAAUUUAACUAAUAAAAACAGUAAUAUGAUGAACGAGCAAAAUGUUAAUAACACUAAUUAUAACACUAACAUGAACGUUCCAAGUAUAUUCAAUGACAGCUACCCAACAAAUAACAGAAUUCAUAAUAGUAAAUUCUUACAUAGUUUAAAUAAUGCAGUAAUUAUAUCUCCCUCGAUAGCUUUAUUUCAAAUUCAACCAAGUCUUAAGAGAGUAGUUCCCAUUGCUAUUGAUAGAGCAAUUAGGGAAAUAAUUUCUUCUAUAUUGGAAAGAUCAGUAGCAAUAUCUUGUGUUACAACAAGAGAAAUUAUAUGUAAAGAUUUCUGUUUAGAAAAAGAUGAAAAUAUUAUUCGUAAAGCAUCUCAUAUUAUGAUUGCUUCUUUAGCUGGUUCAUUAGCUUUAGCUACUUGCAAAGAACCGUUACGUAUUUCAUUAACUCAACAUUUAAGACAAUUACUACAACCAACAAGUACUAAAGAUUGUAACGACCAAGUUCUAAUUGAGCAAGUAGUUCAAAUUUUAAGUGCAGAUAAUUUAGAAUUAGGUUGCAGUUUAAUUGAACAAGCAGUUAUAGAGAAAGCGAUAAAAGAUAUUAAUGAAGCAUUAGAACCAUCAUUUUUAGCUAGACAAGUAGCUAAUGAAAAUAGCGUAACAAUUAAUGAUUCCAUAUAUAUCGUUAACACAAAAAAAAUGCAGUUAGAAUUUUGUGAAAUUUUAAAUUUAAAUGCACCAAUAACAAAUACUCAUUUACAGAUAUAUAAAGCUUUUUUAAACAUAGCACCACUAAAAAAAUUGCAUGCUGCUGCUAAAGCGUUAUCUCUAAUUUACAGAAAUGGUAAUGAAACAAACGAAGAGAACCAACCGCAGGAUGCUCAAGCAAAUGUACCAUGUUUCAAUGAAAAUACCCAAAAAAACAGUGAAGAAAAAUUCGACAAUUUAAAAAAUAUGAAUCAGUUACGUUUUAAUGAGCAGCAAAAUAAUGUAGCAAAAAAUGAAAAUAUAAAAUUAAGUAAAAAAAUGAAUGCAGAUUAUAAUAUGAAUGCUAAUAUGAAAAUACAGCAAAAUGUGAAUAAUACAAAAACUAAUAUAGAUGAAAAUAAUAAUCAUUCAAAUGUAUCAGCUACUAUACCAUUAGGAGUUAAUACCCAAUUACAGAAGGUUUUGAAAAAGUUAGAGCUGGCAACGAGUCAAUUAAAAGAAGCUAUUAAGGAUAUUCUUUUAUUACCGCCAAUAUUAUUUAAUAUAAAUAAAGAAAAAACAUAUGAUAAUAUAAAUAAAAUGAGUUUGCAUACUUUAUAUAGUCUUUCUGUUGAUGGAAAUAUAUUCAACCUAAUUAAAUCUAUACCAGAAAUAGCUGCAUUAACACAUCACAAAAAUGAAACUAUUAUUUCAUAUGCAAAUAAAAUAUUUAAAUUCCUUUUGGACAUUACUGCAAAUAGUAAUUAUAAAACACAGGCUAACUGUAGACCUAAUGAUCCCUCAGGCGUUUAUUUGGAAGUAUUUUUAUGUAUACUAGAAAAGUUAAAAAAAAAAUGCCCUUCAUUAAAAGAUCAUUUGUCGAAAUUUAUAAUGCCAUAUAGUGAUUUUUCACCAAAUAUGGAUAUUACAGAAAGUAGUAGCAAUCCCUUUUUGAGUUCGACAUAUUCUAGUAAAGAAGUCAAAUAUGGUAAAGAUAUCGAUUCAGUAACAAAUGCUGAAUUAAAUUAUCCCUCACACGCGAACAGUAGUGUAAAUCCUGAUUAUGUGCAUAGUAACAAUGAAAUUAGAGCAAAAGAUAAUAAUGAGGAAAUGUGUAUUCACAACACAAUUGUUACAGCAGGCUUAAUUAGAUAUAAUUUAGUUGAUAUUGUAAAAUAUAAACAAUAUUUAGAAAAUCUACUAACCAACGAAUCACAUAAUGUUAAUAAUAGUGUAGAAUUUGUUUUAUUACUAUUAAAAUAUAUUUUAAUUGAUUUCAAGCUUUUUAGAUAUAACGAUUUCGAAAAUAUAAUUACCAUUUUAAAUACUAUUAAAGAGAAAAAAUUGCUCGAUAACAAAGCUAUAUAUGUAAACAACUGGGAGCCUAUGAAUAUGGAUUCAGCUAUUGACAAGUUAAUUGAAGAAUCGAAAAAUAUUCAGGAACAAAAAGACGCUGUAAUCUUUUCCGAUUUGAUGAAAUUUUGUGAUGAAAAUUUUAAGAGUGAUGAUAAUGAUGACGAUGAGGAAAAUGAAGAGGAUGAAAUUAAAGAAGACAUAAAAUUGGAGCGAGAAAAAAACUUGGAUAUGAGGAGAUACAAAGAAAUGAUAAAUAAAAAAGAGAAAGAUGAUGAAGAGAAAAGAAACGAACAAGGAUUACAAAUAAACACAAUUUCACAAAGUGAAGAUAACAUGAGUAACAAAGAGGAAGAAAGAGAAAAAGAAAAUACGAUCGAAAUGAAAAAUUCAUCAAUAUAUAAUCCACAAAUGAAUGAAAAAAAAAAAAAAGAAGUAUUAAAUAAAAGCUUGGAAAAUUUGGAAAAUUUUAAAAGAGAACAUAAUGAAUUAAGUAUUGAUAACUCAAUUGACAUAAACCAAGAACAAAAUUAUAAUAAAUUUAUUAACGAAGUUAAGAAUGAUCAUAAUUUUGGACUAUUACAUACAGAACAGAAUAAUGCAUAUAUGAGAGAAAAUGUUCAAAGUAAAUGUAAAAAUGAAAAAAUAGAAUUACUGUUAGAUAUAAGUACAAUUACGAAUGCUAAUACUGUACAUACGAAUAAAAGGAAUUUAAAAAAAGACAAUAUACAACGGGACAAAAAGAAAAAUUAUAAAAAAUAUAUUAAAAGGUUAAUGGAUCCUAAAAAUAUAACUACAUUAACUCAGAUAAUUGAUUUUUGUUUAAAUACAGAUUGGAACAUAUUACAAACAAAGAAAAAUUAUGAUAACUGUUUUAAAGACAAAGGAGUAGGAGGUAUAAGGGCAGUACCAAAACCACAGAAGGUAUCAAAACAACAUGAACAAAUUAUUUUUUUAGUUUUUUUUCAGUGGGUAAAAUUAAGCAAUAUAAGAAAUGUAGAUGUAGCCUUUCAGAAUUAUGUAAAGUUUUUUCAAAAUAUAUUAAAUCAAGGAUUGGUCAAAAUAGAUAACAAUAUUGACAAUUUUUUUACCGUAUGUAUUUAUAAAGCAGUAGAGGGAGCAUGUAAUGUUCUAAACCCAUAUGAGCAAGGGAUUCACAUGGAAAAUAUCCCCUGUGAAUUAGACGAAAUGAAUUUAUCAAAUAACAGUAAUACUAAAAAUUCGAACAAAGGAAAUAGUAGUGAUAUUAUUGAUGAUGAUCAUAAUUCCUUAUUAAUACAUAAACAUAAUGUGCUCAAUGGCACUACAACGAAUAAUAAUUCUCCUAUUAUGCAAAUGGAUGAUAAUAGUAAUCGUAAUAAAGAGAUUAAUGUUGAUAAUGAACAAAAUAAACAUUGCAGUGAAGAGGGGCAACUUCAAAAUUCCUCUAAAAAAAAAAUGAAAAAAAAAAAAGAUACUCAAGAAAAGACACAAGAAAUUAAUGAAAAAAAAAAAAAAAAAAAAAAAAAAAAAAAAAAAAAAAAGGAAAUAAAUGAACAAGAAGAAAAAAAUUAUACAAACAGCAAAAACACACAACAUUCGGAUGAUAACUUUUCUGAUGUAGCUUCCACAAACUUAACUUUUUAUUCGAAUAUAACUAACUAUGAUCAAUCAUUUUCAGAAGACGAAAAAGAUCAUAACUACUCAAUGAAUAAUUACAAUAAUGCAAAUCAAAUGAAAUGUAGAAAAAAUGAAAUGUUGGAAAAGUUAUCCUCAGCUAUAAAUGGGGCAAUGCGGAUUGAUUUUCCAUCUGAUUCAGAAAAAGUAUUUUCAAAGAGUGAAACUCACUUAGAAACCGAAAGGAAUGAUAAUGAUAGUAGUGAGGAACAAACAGUUAUAGGUUUUAAAAAGCAUAGCGAAAAACAGAAAGUGAAAGAGAAAAAAGGGGGGCAUCCUCUGAAGAGCAAAGAGCGGAUACACUCAACAGAUGAAGAAGAAGAAGAAGAUGAAGAAGAAAAAGGGAGAGAAGAAAUUGAGGAUGAUAUGGAAGAUGUGAUGGAAUAUGAAGAAGACGAAGAAGAGGACGAAAUAGAUGAUGAAGAACAUGAAUUAGAAGUUGAUGAAGAAAUUGAAAUAGAAGAUGAGGAUGAAGUUGAGGUUGAAGAAGAGGACGAAAUAGAAUAUGAAGAAGAAGAAGGGGAAUAUGAAGAGAAGGACGAAAUAGAAGAUGAAGAAGAUAAAAUAAUGGACGAUGAAGACGAAACGGAGGAUGCAAUGGAAGAUGAGGAGGAUGAUGCUGAGGAAGACGAUGAAGAGGAUGAGGAAGAAGAGGACGAGGAAGAAGAGGAAGAAGAUUAUGAUGAGUUAGAAGAGGAAGAAGUAGAAGAGGAAGAAGAAGAAGAGGAAGAGGAAGAAGAAGAAGAAGAAGAAGAAGAAGUAGUAGGAGAGGAAGAAGAAGAGGAAGAGGAAGAAGAAGAAGAAGAAGUAGAAGAGGAAGAAGAAAAAGAAGAAGAAGAAAUAGUCCAAAUUGAUGAAAAAAGCGACGAUGACGACGAAAUAGAAGACGAAGAAGACGAAAGGAAAGGUGUACAAUAUACUAGGGGAGGCAGAGAAAAAAAAAAAAAUCACACAAAUUUAGAAAAAAAAUCCGCGUUAAUCGACACCAUGGACACAUCAGCUGUUGACGCCCUAGCAAAAAUGAUUACAUUUAUGAUGAAAUUAGUAGAUGCCCAACAAAUAUCACCAUUUAUAUUGUUUCAAAAGGUAAUGAACGUGUUUUGUAGAAUUGUAGUACACGAAUCAAGAAAGAACAUAUGUAACUUUAACCAAAGGCCGUAUUUCCGAUUAUUUUUAUCCAUAUUAGUUGAAAUAAAUAAAAAUGAGAAAAACUUUGAGCAAUUAUAUAAUAAAUGUAUCUUGGCAUUAGGUUAUUAUUUAUGCAUUUUGAACCCAUUACGUGUACCUGUGUUUGUUUUUGCAUGGUUGGAAUUAAUUAGUCAUAAAUUAUUUUUACCAAAAAUAUUGAAAACAUCAAAGGGGUGGUGUAUAUACAAUAAAAUAUUAAUAUAUUUACUGGAAUUUUUAUUCAUAUUUUUGAAAAAUGCAUAUAUAACAGAAUCGAUUAAAAUAUUAUAUAAGGGGACCUUAAGAACGCUAUUAUUAUUGCUGCAUGAUUUUCCGGAGUUUCUGUGUGUAUAUAAUUUUUCUUUUUGUAAUUCAAUACCUUUAAAUUGUGUGCAAUUAAGAAAUUUAAUUUUGUCUGGUUUUCCAAGAAAUCAGAAAUUACCUCAUCCAUUUUACCCUAACCUAAAAGUAGAUUUAUUGCCAGAAAUGAAAGUAGUACCAGUCAUUUUAAAUAAUUUUACAUAUAUCUUAAUUGAUUAUAAAAUAAAAAAGGACAUAGAUAAUUAUUUCAUAACCAGAAAUAUGAAAUGUUUAAAAAGAAUACACAAAAAAAUUAUUAUUAAAAACAGAAUGAAAGCAUUAUAUUUAAAAACCAAAUACAAUAUAACUUUAAUAAAUGCAUUAGUAUUAUACAUAGGAAUGUCCUUACCAUCUCAAAUAUUAACAAUUGAAAAAGUGGUAGAAUCUCAUCCAUCAUUAGAAAUAAUACUCUAUUUAACAUAUAAAUUAGACAUGGAAGGAAGAUAUUACCUCCUAUCAUCAAUAGCUAACCAUUUGAGAUACCCUAAUGCACAUACACACUAUUUUUCUUGUCUUCUUUUAUGGAUUUUCAGUAUCUCAAAAAUGGAAAUUGUUAAUGAGCAAAUUACAGGAAUAUUAUUAGAACGACUCAUAGUUCAUAGGCCUCACCCAUGGGGGUUAUUAAUUACAUUUAUUGAACUUAUAAAAAAUCCCAUAUUUAAAUUUUGGCAAUGCUCUUUUGUCCAUGUUGCACCGGAGAUAGAAGAUCUCUUUCAAUCAAUAGCGCAUUCAUGCCUGGUUAAUCAGACAGAGCACAUCAAUGCUAUAGGAGGUACUAACAAUACCAGUGGAAAUGUAUUCGGGGGAAGCGCUAACACAGUUAGUGGCGGUAACAAUAACAGCAUUAGUAACAAUAACAGCCUUAGGAACAAUAACAGCAUUAGUAACAAUAACAUUAGUAGUAACAAUAACAUUAGUAGUAACAAUAACAUUAGUAGUAACAAUAACAUUAGUAGUAACAAUAACAUUAGUAGUAACAAUAACAUUAGUAGUAACAAUAACGGUAUUGGUAGCAUUAACAGUGCAAAUGUCGUAUAUGGAAAUGUAGGUUUUACAAAUGACAUAAACAUGGAAAUGUUUGCAAAUAACUCUGUUAAUAACGACAAGAGUAGUAGGAAUGAUUUAAAAAAUAUAACUAAUAUAAAAGAGUCACAGUUUAACAAUUACCCAAAUGUAAAUUAUAACAGUUAUAGUAAUCAUGUCCCAAACAUCUACAACAGAAGUAGUAGCUACAAUUAUAACAACACAAAUAUGAACAACAUUAUGCAUUUAAAGAACUACAGUUCAAACGUCAAUGACACAAACAACAAUAGCACAAACAGUAUCAAUGCAAACGUGUUGAACUCAAAUACUAUAAGCUCAAAUGUUAGUUAUAAUGACUUAAUUAAAAAAAACACAAGUAGCAAUAUCAAUUUAAAUAAUUAUUCUCAAAAAAGCAACACAUCAACCAACACAACAUAUGACCCAUUAAAUGGGCAACAGAAUACUGCAAACAGUUAUUCAAGUUAUAAUGACAAUAAUAUUUCUUAUAUAAAUAAUUAUAAAACAAAUAACAAUAACUUUUUUAAUAAUUUUAUUAUGCCCUCCUCACAAGCAAUGCACAGUAACAGUAAUCAAAAUUAUCAACAUUUUAGUAUGAAUAAUAAUCAUGCGAGCGAUAGAAUAAAUUUGGCACAUGCCACUGCAGAAAACAAAUUUAGCGAUCUAAAGAGAGAAUUUAAAAAUAACAACAACUAUAUGACGAGCGAUAUUGGAAAUAGUAAUAUUGGCAACAGCAUUAUUGGAAAUAACAAUAAUGGAAACAUCAAUAUUGGUCACAAUAAAAAUAUGAAUAUACGUAUGAACACAGGUAUUAAUGCUGUUAGAAACACCUCUGACCAGGAUAUUAACAAUUUAGUCAAUCGGACGAAUUACUAUGAUUUUAAAAAUAAUACCAAUAAUUCUAACAUUGGAGGACACUAA
Plasmodium malariae is the source of this 10095-nucleotide messenger RNA. It is a transcript of the gene NOT1, whose product is annotated as CCR4-NOT transcription complex subunit 1, putative. Gene Ontology annotation, biological process: nuclear-transcribed mRNA catabolic process, deadenylation-dependent decay. The record is from RefSeq and is a predicted model, not a curated record. Gene Ontology annotation, cellular component: CCR4-NOT core complex; P-body. Gene Ontology annotation, molecular function: molecular adaptor activity. The transcript is spliced from 2 exons. The coding region runs from base 1 to 10095 and encodes 3364 amino acids. Lineage: Eukaryota; Apicomplexa; Aconoidasida; Haemosporida; Plasmodiidae.